AUGACACGCAAUGAAGGAGCCGGCGGCAUAUCUCUCUGCGAGCCACAGCAGUCGCAUUCCGGCGAGCAAGAAAUUAACAUGAGAGAUGGUGCCGAGCAAGCUACCAGACAGCGAGAUUCAGACAGGAAGAGAGCAUUCGCUCUCCUAGGCUCUGCGUUAUCACAGCUACAGAUAUGGGGCUUCGCCAUGAGCUACGGGGUUCUUCAAGAAUACUAUUUCGACAAUUGGAAACUGGAAGGCGGUCGCAAAAUCACCGGUAUCAUUGGGACAACAUCAAACAGCGUCAUGUACCUAUCUAUUCCUGUGCUGUUUGCUUUAUUCACCAAACGUUGGGCCGGUUAUCGCCAGACUGCAGCAAUCUGCGGCGCUCUACUGGCAUGCACCGGCUUUAUCUUGUCGGCACUUAGUAAACAUGUUUGGCAUCUUGUCGCGACACAGGGAGUACUGGCAGCAUUAAGAUGCGCCCUUGUAUACAGCCCGACUACGCUGUCCCUCGGCGAAUGGUUCAAUACCAAGAACAGGAUUUGCAAUCGAGCUGUAGCCUACGGCAUCUGCUUAUCCACAAAAAACAUUGUGGGAUCAGUUUGUCCGUUCAUCUUCCGAGGACUUCUCGAUCGCUACGGCUUCCAAAUUACCUUGAUCAGCGCUGGUUACGGUAUCCCGCAAACAUACAUCAACGAGUACGCACGCAAUGUGUCCAAAAUGUCGCAUACCUUUUCGACACUCCUUAUCACUCUGAUCAAUAUACCUGGUAUCUGCUCCUCCACCUUCUUCGGCUUUUUGAGCGACAACAAGUACUUUCAUGCCUCUGCUCUGACAGUUACCGCAAUAUCCGCAGUCACCUCCGCUCUAUCUGCGUUUUUGCUCUGGGGCUUGGCCGCGCAAGGGGGUAUACCUUUACUAGUGUUGUUUGCCAUCACUUUCGGCUUCUUUGCUAGUGGUUACAGUGCAACCUGGGGAGGAAUUGUAAAUGAAAUGGAAAACGAUGCAGCGCAAAAUAAUGAGGCAGUCGACAGUGGAGUGCUGUUUGGCUUGCUUAAUGGUGCCAGGGGUAUCGGUUAUGUAGCGGGUGGGCUUGUCAGUGUGCCUCUCAUCCAGGCUGGAAGCACGACGUCAGUAGGGCACUUUGGAUACGGGACGACGUAUGGACCCCUUGUUAUCUUCACCGGUCUCUCGUUAUCUUUUGGUGGUUUAGGACUUGUCUUUCGACGAAAGUAA
Messenger RNA from Pyrenophora tritici-repentis Pt-1C-BFP, 1218 nucleotides. The record is from RefSeq and is a predicted model, not a curated record. NCBI's taxonomy places the organism in Eukaryota, Fungi, Ascomycota, Dothideomycetes, Pleosporales, Pleosporaceae.